Molecule: messenger RNA, 1122 nt
Organism: Acanthosepion pharaonis
Lineage: Eukaryota; Metazoa; Mollusca; Cephalopoda; Sepiida; Sepiidae
Source: the annotation of a GenBank genome assembly
AUGGUUUCUUUAUCGUUUAUUUUCUUUUUCAUUUCUUUUCCAACAUUUUAUUUUUCACAUUCAUUAGUCUAUUUCUUAUUUUUCUUAGCUUUUUACCUUCCAUAUCACUUUUUUUUUCAUCGUUUCCUUCAUUUUUUUCUUUCUUUUUUCUUUCAAAUAAAAAGGAAACGGCUAAUAUUGUCAUUAUCAUUUUUUUCAAUUGACAUAUUUUUGUUUGUUUCUCCUCUUUGUGUUUGUUUAUCCUUUUUUUGUUUCUUUAUUUCUUUUCCUUUCUUCUUUCUUUCUUUCUUUCUUUCUUUCUUUCACUUCCUUCAUGUCACUUACUUUUUUCAUUCUUUUUUCCAUUGUUUUCUUCCUUUCUUUCCCUCACGUUUUAUUAUUUUUCCUUUCCUUUCUGCUCACCUUUCUUUCUUUCUCUCUUUCUCUCACGUUUUCACUUAUUUUUCAUUUCCUUUCCGCUUUUCUUUCUUUCUCUUUCUUUCUUUCUUUCUUUUUAUCUUUCUUUCUUUCCCUCCUUCACGUUUCCACUUACUUUUCCCUUUCACCGCUCACCUUUCUUUCUUUCUUUCUCUCUUUCUCUCACGUUUUCACUUAUUUUUCAUUUACUUUCCGCUUUUCUUUCUUUCUCUUUCUUUCUUUCUUUGUUUCUUUCUUACUUUCCCUCCUUCACGUUUCCACUUACUUUUCACUUUCACCGCUCACCUUUCUUUUUUUCUUUCUUUCUUUCUUUCUUUCUUUCUUUCUUUCUUUCUUUCUUUCCCUUGCGUUUUGAAUUAUUUUUCCAUUCUUUUCCUUCAUUCCUUUAUUUUCCUUCCUUCCUUCCUUCCUUCUUCCUUCCUUUCCUUUCUUUCUUUUAUAUUUAGAUCUUAUUUUUUAAACUUCUUCCUUCAAGCUGAUAAUUCUAUCAGUGGUGUCUUCAUUUAUUGUUUCCCUUCAAAUACCUCGGCGAAACGGCUAAUUUUAUCAUUACCAUUUUUUAAAUCCACAUUUCUUUCUUUCUUUCUUUCUUUCUUUCUUUCUUUCUUUCUUUCUUCUCUUUUUCUUUGUUUGUUUAUUGCUUUCUUAGUUUUCUUCUUUCUUCUCUCUCUGUUUCUUUCUUUCUUUCUAUAUAUUUAUAUAUGA